CAGCGUCAACAGAAGAAGAACACAAUGACCGACCCGAAUUUCUACAUCGAGACUCCUCGUCUCUACCUAUCAUACUUCGACCCCUCGAAAGACGCGCACUGCGAUUUCCUAGUAUACCUUUACAACACUCCGGAGUUCAUAGCUUCUCUCUGUGGCAAGAGCACUCACAUCACAACGCGCGAAGCUGCUCGCAAACGGCUCGCAACACUUUUCAUCGACGAGCAUGUCCGCAACGGCUACGGCACGUAUCUUGUCAGUUUAAAACCAGACGGUGCCAACAGCUCCAAAGUCUCUGGAGACAUCUCCAUCCAGCAGAAGCUCCAGUCUUGCAAGAUGAUUGGAUCUGUGUCACUGCUGCUUGGCGAGACAUACACGGCUCCGGAUCUCGGAUUCGCAAUUGUGCCAGAAGAAACACGAAAGGGGUACGCCAAAGAAGCAUCAAAGGGCUUGCUGAAGUACGCCAAAGAAAUUUUGGGGAUAGAUGCGGUGCUGGGACUCUUUUACCCGAGUAAUGAGUCAUCGAGAGCAAUGUUUCGGAGUCUUGGGUUCGAAAGUCGCGGUGUGAGGAAGUUGGAUGUGUUUAAUAGCAAGGAUGGUGAGGUGUGGGCACUUCCGGGGAUGGAUGAGGACCUUUCAGUCUACGGUCUAUAAAGUUGGCCUGGUGAUGCACCAAAAAGAGUCUGUAUCCCAGACAUGAGUGUCAGCUUACCAUUCAGCAC
Molecule: messenger RNA, 719 nt
Organism: Aplosporella prunicola CBS 121167
Lineage: Eukaryota; Fungi; Ascomycota; Dothideomycetes; Botryosphaeriales; Aplosporellaceae
Exons: 1
Coding region: 25-651 (208 amino acids)
Molecular function (GO): acyltransferase activity, transferring groups other than amino-acyl groups
Source: RefSeq, a predicted model, not a curated record